GGGAAAAACAAAACAGAGCGGAAAAUCGAACAAAAUCAUUUAAUUGUUGAGCUUCGCUGCAAUGGCUGUUGCGUGGAAGAGACGCGCGUCUUCGAUCAUCUUCGCGUUCGUUCUGAUCGGAAGUUUGUUCGCAUUUUCGAUAGCAGCAGAGGAGGAGGAGGCUCCGAAAGUUGGAACAGUUAUUGGCAUAGACCUUGGUACAACUUAUUCAUGUGUUGGUGUUUACAAAAAUGGUCACGUUGAAAUAAUAGCAAAUGAUCAAGGUAACCGAAUCACCCCCUCGUGGGUUGGUUUCACCGACAGCGAGAGGUUGAUCGGUGAGGCGGCAAAGAAUCAAUUUGCUGUUAAUCCUGAGAGGACUGUGUUUGAUGUCAAGAGAUUAAUUGGAAGAAAGUUUGAGGAUAAAGAAGUCCAAAAGGAUAUGAAGCUUGUUCCAUACAAGAUUGUCAACAGGGAUGGAAAGCCUUACAUACAAGUCAAGAUCAGAGAUGGGGAGACCAAGGUCUUCAGUCCUGAGGAGGUCAGUGCCAUGAUUUUGACCAAGAUGAAGGAGACAGCUGAGGCUUACCUCGGAAAGAAAAUUAAGGAUGCUGUUGUCACCGUCCCUGCGUACUUCAAUGAUGCUCAGAGGCAGGCUACUAAAGAUGCUGGCACAAUCGCUGGGCUGAAUGUUGUGAGAAUCAUUAACGAACCAACAGCAGCAGCGAUUGCGUAUGGUUUGGACAAGAAAGGUGGUGAAAAGAACAUUCUUGUCUUUGACCUUGGUGGUGGAACAUUUGAUGUCAGUAUCUUGACUAUCGAUAACGGUGUUUUCGAGGUUCUUUCCACAAAUGGUGACACUCACUUGGGAGGUGAGGAUUUUGAUCAAAGAAUCAUGGAAUAUUUCAUCAAAUUGAUCAAGAAGAAGCACGGCAAGGACAUCAGCAAGGAUCACAGAGCACUUGGCAAGCUGAGAAGAGAAGCCGAGCGUGCCAAGAGAUCCUUGAGCAGUCAGCAUCAGGUCCGAGUAGAGAUCGAGUCUCUAUUCGACGGCGUAGAUUUAUCCGAACCCCUCACAAGAGCCCGUUUCGAAGAAAUGAACAAUGACCUGUUCAGAAAAACAAUGGGCCCCGUCAAGAAAGCCAUGGAAGAUGCCGGUUUGGAAAAACGACAAAUUGAUGAAAUUGUCCUUGUUGGAGGAAGCACCAGAAUCCCAAAGAUUCAACAGCUCCUCAAGGAUUUCUUCGAUGGUAAGGAACCCAACAAAGGUGUUAACCCAGACGAGGCAGUUGCUUAUGGUGCUGCGGUUCAAGGAGGAAUCAUCAGUGGAGAGGGAGGUGAUGAAACGAAAGAUCUUCUUCUCUUGGAUGUGGCUCCAUUGACACUCGGCAUCGAAACUGUUGGAGGAGUGAUGACCAAAUUGAUCCCAAGAAACACUGUUAUCCCAACCUCAAAAUCCCAAGUUUUCACCACUUACCAAGACCAACAAACCACCGUGACAAUUCAGGUUUUCGAGGGUGAAAGAAGUCUUACAAAGGACUGUAGAUUACUUGGUAAAUUCGAUCUCACAGGAAUCGCCCCAGCCCCAAGAGGAAUCCCGCAAAUUGAAGUGACAUUCGAAGUAGACGCAAACGGUAUUCUAAACGUGAAAGCUGAGGACAAGGCCUCCGGAAAAUCCGAGAAAAUCACAAUCACAAACGAGAAAGGGCGUCUGAGCCAGGAGGAAAUCGAGCGGAUGGUUAAAGAAGCGGAAGAGUUUGCGGAAGAAGACAAGAAGGUGAAGGAGAGAAUCGAUGCAAGGAACAGCCUCGAGACAUACGUGUACAACAUGAGGAACCAGAUAAACGACAAGGACAAGCUUGCGGAUAAAUUGGAGACUGACGAGAAGGAGAAGAUUGAAACGGCAACAAAGGAGGCGUUGGAGUGGUUGGAUGAGAAUCAGUCAGCUGAAAAAGAGGAUUACGAGGAGAAGCUGAAGGAGGUGGAAGCUGUUUGUAAUCCGAUUAUUACAGCCGUUUACCAGAGGUCCGGUGGUGCCCCUGAAGGUAAGACGGACGAGGAUGAGGAUGACCAUGAUGAACUGUAAGCGUUGCGUUUUUCGAACGAGAGAUAUUUAGCGAGCGAUAGGCUAUAGACAGACACAGCUUGUUUUUUUUAUUUUUUGGUAGGAUUUAUAGUGUGUUGAGUUUAUGUAUUCCCAUGCUUGGUGAAUUUGUAUUUCAAUUCCCAUGUGCAAGAGAUGUGGGAUUUUUACCAUUCUUC
Molecule: messenger RNA, 2241 nt
Organism: Erythranthe guttata (spotted monkey flower)
Lineage: Eukaryota; Viridiplantae; Streptophyta; Magnoliopsida; Lamiales; Phrymaceae
Product: luminal-binding protein 5
Molecular function (GO): ATP-dependent protein folding chaperone; ATP binding
Source: RefSeq, a predicted model, not a curated record